Molecule: messenger RNA, 1197 nt
Organism: Oppiella nova
Lineage: Eukaryota; Metazoa; Arthropoda; Arachnida; Sarcoptiformes; Oppiidae
Source: the annotation of a GenBank genome assembly
AUGGAUUCAAAUCCAGCCAUUAUAACGGUACCAAACGCUUCUUCAGCGCCGCCAGCGAUAGCGAGUCUACUCUACACUACCCACUGUUUGUUACGCUUCCAGGACGUCCACUUCAAGUACAUCCAGGCCGCCUGCAAAACGGGUCAAAUCAAAGAAGUGGAGCGCAUCUGUCGCGAGAGUAACUGUUAUAACGCCGAACGCGUGAAGAACUUUCUAAAAGAGGCCAAACUCACGGAUCAGUUGCCGCUAAUCAUUGGCGUGUUUUCAGUGAACACUCAACACAUAGACAGACAGUCAUUGCCGCUAAUCAUUGUCUGCGAUCGGUUUGACUUCGUCCACGACUUAGUGCUCUAUCUCUACAGAAAUAAUCUGCAAAAAUAUAUCGAGAUUUACGUUCAAAAGGUGAACCCAUCGCGACUCCCAGUGGUUGUGGGCGGCCUACUGGACGUGGACUGCUCUGAGGACGUGAUAAAGCAGUUAAUAAUGGUAGUGAGGGGUCAGUUCUCGACCGACGAACUGGUCGAAGAGGUGGAGAAGCGAAACCGACUGAAACUGCUGUUGCCGUGGCUGGAGAUGCGUAUCCACGAGGGUAUCAACGAGUCGGCCACUCAUAACGCGUUGGCAAAGAUCUACAUCGACUCCAACAACAAUCCCGAGAGGUUUCUCAAAGAGAACCAGUUUUACGACAGCAAAGUGGUCGGCAAGUACUGCGAGAAGCGGGACCCACACCUGGCGUGUAUGGCCUACGAGAGGGGGUCGUGCGAUCUCGAGCUCAUCAAAGUGUGUAAUGAGAACUCGCUGUUUAAGAGUGAGGCCCGAUAUCUGGUCCGCCGCCGAGAUCCCGAUCUGUGGGUCGAAGUACUUCAAGAGUCGAAUCCAUUCCGGCGACAACUGAUUGAUCAGGUUGUCCAAACAGCCCUUUCCGAGACUCAGGAUCCCGAAGACAUAUCGGUGACAGUGAAGGCCUUCAUGACCGCCGAUCUGCCGAACGAGUUGAUCGAACUGUUGGAGAAGAUAGUGUUGGACUCCUCGGUGUUCAGCGAUCACCGCAACCUCCAGAACCUGUUGAUCCUGACGGCCAUCAAAGCCGACCGCACGCGAGUCAUGGAGUAUAUCAACCGACUCGACAAUUACGACGCGCCCGACAUCGCGAACAUUAACACCCGCUCCCUGACCGCCAACUGGUGGGGCUCGUAG